Messenger RNA from Lytechinus pictus (painted urchin), 5031 nucleotides. RefSeq lists its product as uncharacterized. The transcript is spliced from 9 exons. Lineage: Eukaryota; Metazoa; Echinodermata; Echinoidea; Temnopleuroida; Toxopneustidae. The record is from RefSeq and is a predicted model, not a curated record. The coding region runs from base 1028 to 3199 and encodes 723 amino acids. Gene Ontology annotation, cellular component: membrane.
CCCACUGUAGUUGCAAAAACUCAAUUCUGUCAAGAUCUAAAUAACAUAUCGGCACUUUCACAGUUAUUAUAUAAAAUGGAGUGAAAUUGUGAUCUCAUCAAGUAUCAGUGACGUCAUGCGAGGUUAUUUGGACAAGCUGAGCCGGUAUUGUUUUCAAUCCUUGGCGCAGUAUGAGACCUUGAACUUCGAGCCUCUCUUUUGUGACGUCAUUUUGCGCAUGAGUUCUUCUCCUUCCCUGGCUUUGGUAUACGGAUCGGGUGGAUGCCAGUUGAGGUGGUGAUUUUACGCUUCAUCCGCUCUAUAAGGAUUUUUAUGUGCCCUCAACAGGCCUUUAUUAUGUAUCCGUUCACAUAAAAUACCAGUUUGGGAUCUAUUCAACGCUAAUCUGUUCUACCGUAGAAUAGACACCAGUCGGGAACUCCUCCUUAUUGGAAAAUUUAAAGGUUUCGGUGAGAUUAAUUAGGCACUAGGAUUGAAAUAGCCUAGAUUUACUAGCGUCAUGAAUAUCAUAGAUGAAAAUAACACGUAAACCAAGUUGACGAGAUAAUAGAGACGCCACUUCGGAGGAUGGACAUUUCAUUUUGAUGCUGCUGCAAUGUUUACCAAGUUUGCGCGAUGACGCAACGUUGCUGGAUAAGGUUUAUGGCUCGAUUAUAGAUUAUUUAUUAAAAUAAAAUUAGUUAUCCACAUGGAGAUGCAUUCCUGACGUGGUUCAAGAACUUCAACUCUUUUGUGUUGUAUCUUCGACCGAUGUCUCAUUUUAGAUUAAGCGUGUUUGAAACUUAUUGCUAGGCUUGCAGAUAGCUCUGGUUUACGUGUAUUUAAUUGGACUAAUGUUGUAAAGCAUCGAAAAGCGAGAUCGAAAGUGAUUAUCUAUUCCGGAGGACAGUGAUCACAUAAUAUUGGCCCGGCCUUCUUCUUUUCGUCAACAUAUCGAAUUCACUUAAAACGGUCGGGAGAGGUCCUUUCGGGGCUCCGGCUCACUGCUUCCGAUUCCGUCAUCCGUUGAAAACGGGACCAGGUCCAGAUGAGUUACGUAAUUUGUCUUUUCUCUUUGGUCAUCGGCCUGCUAUGCUGCAAUGCACAAGCAACGUCUCACCUCCGUCUUGUUGGUGGAGCAUUUCCCAGCGAUGGCCGCGUCGAGGUCAAUCUUGGUGAUGGCAGAGGUUGGGGCACGAUCUGCGAUAAUGGCUGGGACUAUCAUGACGCUGCGGUCGUAUGCAAACAAAUCGGUUAUCCGGCAGCAACUUUCUCUACCCUUGGUGACCGGUUCGGUGGUAAUCCGGCUCUGCCAGUUCUACUCGAAAAUGUUGCGUGCACUUCGUCCCAUUCCACGAUCGACGAAUGCCCGUCAGCUGCUCCUUCUCUUUCGUGUGAUCAUGCAAAUGAUGCAGGAGUGAAGUGCAUGUUUCCCAGUUUCCUCGGUUGCUUCUCCAUACUCACCAUCGGAUCACGAGCCUGGACUAUCCUUGAUAACUCGAACGAUGCCUGCAUAGCCCACUGCAAGGCCUUAGACUACCGCUAUGCUGGAAUGUCGGGAUCAUCAUGCAGAUGCGGAAACACCGAACGGUUUUAUUUCUUCACCCAGUUUCCGGACUUCUACUGUAAUACAAACUGCAAAGGCGAUGCAACGCAGCUCUGCGGAAAUCCUACGAAUUCGCGCUUUUCCGUGUUUGACACCACCCUUGGUGUAUGUGAAGAUCCAGGUGUUCCUCAAAACGGCAACCGAACAGGAGACGACUUCGAGUUUGGAACAACGGUGGAAUUCUCGUGCCAUGAAGAUCACGUGCUCAUGGGCCAUCCCAUCUUGCAAUGCGUGCUAGGGAAUUCCCCUCAUGACGUCAAAUGGAAUGGAACCGUACCAGAAUGUGUCAUAUCAGCUGUGACAUUACCCGGUUUCGAUAAAAUGGAUACGACUACUACCAUACCUGACGUCACAAUCGCUCCGAUGACGUCACCUCAGGUUCCAACAGCUCGUCAAAAUGGCCAGCCGUUGUCAUCUGGAGCAAUAGCAGGAAUCGCGGUUGUUCUUAUUAUGAGUAUGGUCGCGUUUGUCAUCUUAGCUGUGUUGUAUUGCUUGAAAAAGAAACGAAAGGCAAAAGAAAGGGCUUCGGAAUUCCAUCCAGAAUCGUUAAACCAAAAAUCGGACUCGGCUGAAAAUGUCUAUGAGAUCGAACAAUCAAACGUGAUAGAAGAUGAAACUGAGCUGGCGCCCUCUACGACAAACGGUCAUGCAGUUGUCCCAGGGAACGUUCAAAGAAACAUUGACAACAGAUUACCUCCAAGCAUGCCAAGAGCGCUACCAAGUAUACACCUGUAUGCAGACGUUACACUUCCUCGCGAGGAUGUCAUCAGUCCAACAUCGGAUUAUGACACGAUGAAUGACGUUGUCGACGACAACGGAGUGUCCCCACCACUGGUUCGAGGUGAAAACCUUGAUGAAACUGGACAGCAUAACGGGGACAAAAGUUUUUAUUUUGUUCUUGAAAACGCUGUCCCGAAUGAUCUUACUGAUAAGCGCGAAUGUCCGACGCAAAAACCUGAAGCCAAGCCUCGAGCUCCAGCGGGACGAUUUGCUAAGAAACCUCCCCGCGCUGCUCCGAGAAAUGUGAAAAACAAGGCGAACCAUGUUGCUUCGGCAACGAAUGUUCUCAAAGAAACCAAAUUCGGACGUGUUGAAGACCAAUCUGUUGGUGGCACCAGCUCUGCACGCGUUGAGGGUCGAGAAGGUGAGAUCGCUGCACAAGACCUGCAUAGGGCAACCUCUCAGAAUGAGCCACAGUGUCCAGAGACUCCUAAAUAUGCCAACAGUGAGUUUCAGGAAAUUCGAAAGAACCUCAUCGAAAAUACCCUGUACAAGCCAUUAGAGGAAGAAUUGACCGACUCAACUGGGAUCAAACAAAAGCUGACCGUGCCAAAUCUAAAGACACGGCUCAGGAAUAACUCGGAGUCUGAAGCGACACAAAAGUCUCCCGUGUAUGCGAACUAUGAACCAAAAAGACGGAGGUCGACGGGUGAGCCAAACGGACGAUCACCGAGCUUCGAACACGACGACGGAUCGUUAUCAGUUCAAAGCUCUUUUUACAUUAAUGCUGAAUUUCAUUCAGCAUGUGAAGUGCCAGAAAAUAUGAUAGAAAAUCCGCUUUACAAGCCAUGCACACCUGGUCUUGUAGACAGUUUGGUUAAAGACAAUUCUUAAGAUCCAAUACUCGAAAAGGGGCGAGGUAAAAAGCCCUGGAAUGGCCGUUUCCUAAAUGGCAGAACAAUGUUUCUUUGUGUAUUUUAGCCACUUGAAGGUCCAUCAUUUAUUUCUGCUCGAACGCUGUACGUUUUGGAAAGUUAUUUAGAGAGAUUUAAGUCUGGAUUAAUGGUCUUGCUUAAAGGGAAAUUUUCAGCCUAACAAAGAGUUGGUUGUAACAUAAAAAUGAAACUAUUUAUGCUUCACCCUCUCCUCAAAUCUGAAUUUCAAUUAGAACCGCUUUCAAAUAAAAGUGAAUAACAGAUGAUUCAUAUUGCUAUUCUCUCUUAAACUCGAUUACACGUCCAACCUUGCAGCCCUUGCCAUCUUCGGAGCUAUCCAGCUCCUGGGGGAGUAAAAUCUACAGGGCUUCGAAGGUUGAUAAUUACUGAUAAUUGUAGAUGAUGAUAACAACGAUAAUAAUAACAGUAACAACAACAAUAAUUUGAUGUCUAAGAAUAUGUAAUUGGUAGCCAUCAAUUCGAUUUACAAUGUUACCGGAAAUGUCACAUUUUCUUUCACAUGCCUUUUUGCUGUUUUGGAGAGGGAUGCAAAAGUUGACUCGGCCAAGUAUUUAAAAAUAGCGCAAUGGUAUGAAUACAAGUACACAAAAAUACUCUGUUUUCAGUGCAAUAACAAGAAGCCGUGAGUAAUAACACGACACAACUUAUGACAAUUCGGAUGUAUUUCUAAUGAGUAUGCAAUGCACCUUUUGACAAGCCAGACAGGUCAGUCUAAUUGUUGUUAUAGGAUAUCGAGUGAAACUCGAGUCAGACAUGAUUUAAUUUCGGCGGUAAUUUUAGGGGCGAGUCUGUGGGUUUACCUGGGGUUGAAUCAUUUUGUGUACAAUACUGAUUAUAGCGUAAUGAUAAAACGGAGAGCAGGUGAAUACUAAUAAAACAUUUCAUGGUUAUUUGCAUCGUAUUGGUGUGCCAAAAAUAAGGAAAAAAAAUGAAAAAUUGGGAAGGAAAAAAAAAGGAAUAUAGGAAUUUACGGGAGAGGAAGAACAAGACCGAAGCAGCAGGAGUUAAAAUGUGUUUGUUUGUGUGCUACAUGGUGUGUGAAGGGUGUGGGUGUGUACGUGUGAGAGAGAGAGAAUAGUUAGGAGAAGCUACAGGGAGAACAAAGGGACGAGGGGUAGGGGUAAAAAAGGAGCCACUUUGAUUGGCCAGACAUAAUAUGGCACAUUUGGCCAAAUUUUCAAAAACGAGCAAAUUUCGUAAUAGAUUUUGACUAAUUAAAAAAAAUAAUAUCUUUCUUUUGAUUUUUUCUUAGUUUUAAACACUUUUGGAGGUCAAUGGCCCAAGGCCGCCCCUAUUUGUACGUCACUUGGGUAAGGGAUUGAUCCAUGUUGAAGAAGUGACGAUUGAUUUCAGUAAAGUUAACGCGAUUAUUACCAGAAUCCUUUAAUGAUUAAGAAUUCAAAACUCUUUAUCAUAAAAUGGGUAUAAGCAAAUUUGCAUUAUUUGAUGAAACCAUUCUGUAGAAAAUAAUGAAGGUCUCCUAUCCCUUAAGCAUCGUUUUCUUCCCGAUGGUUCGAACACAAGUUUUCAUAAAAUGCAAUUAAUUGCCUACGAACCCUUUGUAGUGAAAGGAAGUACAGAUACGAUAAUAAUAUUUAAAAAUCCCAACAGUAUUUUACAUUUGUCAUUUCGAUGAUCAGAUGAUGAUAUUAUUGUAAUACUCUACUCAUCUACACACGAUACAAACAGUGGCCAUGAUAGGCGUCCUAAAAUGGAAAUCAAUGUUGAUGUUUUUGUAACCAUGGUAACUGUAACUAUACAAAUUUUAUG